Daldinia decipiens is the source of this 1104-nucleotide messenger RNA. Its product is annotated as translation machinery-associated protein 22. Gene Ontology annotation, molecular function: mRNA binding; translation initiation factor activity. Gene Ontology annotation, biological process: formation of translation preinitiation complex; translation reinitiation. The coding region runs from base 342 to 941 and encodes 199 amino acids. The record is from RefSeq and is a predicted model, not a curated record. Lineage: Eukaryota; Fungi; Ascomycota; Sordariomycetes; Xylariales; Hypoxylaceae. The transcript is spliced from 5 exons.
CGUGCUCGCGGCGCUUUUAUGUAUUUAAAAAAAAACCCCUCGAAACGCAUAAACGCAAAACUACCUACCUACCCCACCAACCCACCCACGAUAAAACCCAGCCUAGUAUGUACCUAAGGCUAGGUAGCGACCUGUCGAACGAACCCCGCGCUCCAGUCCAGAAUCAACAACCAGAAAUCCGAUCCCCUUGUUUAGCCAAACAACAAAACAGAAUCUCUUAGCACUCGAUCUCGACGAAACAUUUUGCGUCUCUCCUUUUUCAGCCUACCUACCCCUCCUCCUCCUCCUCCCUAAUCGCCACCUAUAUACAAAAAACCCUAGGUAGGCAAGUAGUUCGGGGAAUGGCAGAUACAGAACAGGCAGAAGGGCCCAGCGAGCCCCAGGGUCGCCACGUGAUAUACUGCGGCGUCUGCACCUUACCGCCAGAGUACUGCGAAUAUGGCGGCACCGUCAAGAAAUGCCAGGACUGGCUGCAGAAAGCCCACCCGAGCCUAUACGAGCGUAUAUGGUCUCCAGAAGCCCUAGAAGCAGCCACGGCAUCGCUCUCCGUCGAGGCGCAGAAGCGCGCCGCCAAGGACGCGCAGAAGAAAGCCGCGCAGGCCGAGAAGGCGGAGCAGAAGCAAGCGGACAAGAUCGCCAACAGCGUGAUAACAAUCAAGCGGGUCGAGCGCAACAAGCGCAAAUUCGUAACCGCCGUGUCCGGGCUCGAGGCGUUUGGUCUCGACCUGAAGAAAGUCGCCAAGGAAUUCGGCAAGAAAUUCGCCACGGGCUCCUCCGUGACCAAGGUGCCCAGCGGCGGCGAGGAGAUCGUCGUGCAGGGCGACGUGUCGGACGAGAUCGAAGAGUUCCUGCUAGAAAAGUACAAGGACAUCCCCGAGGACAACAUCGAGCUCGUCGACGAUAAGAAAAAGAAGGGCUCAGCUGCCGCUACCGCCGGCUAGAAGCACAUGCUCGUCUUGUCCAAGCUUACGAAGUGGGGGCGUAAGAAGAAGAAAUCAAAGGGGACAAGAUAUUGGGAGGAAGACGAGGAAAUCUUUUAGAUAAAAACGCCAGCAAGGUUCUCAUUGGGACCUGACUUAAUCCAUACCCCCCUCCUGUGCAGUG